AGAGAAAGAGAGAAAGAGAAAGAACGAGAGAGAGACAACGCUAACGUGGUCCGUCGGGCGCCGCUGAGGGCCUGCAUUCCGAGCCUGUCCUUCCCCGCAGCGCUAAUCAUGCGGAGGUUCUUCCUGUGGCUCGUCCUGCUGUUCCUGGGCCUGGUGUGUGUGGCUGCCAGGCUGAAGGACCCCUACAGCAUCCUCGGGCUCCAGAAGAAGGCCGAGGGACAGGAGAUCAAGAAAGCUUAUAAGAAACUGGCCAAGUUGUGGCAUCCAGAUAAAAAUGAAUCGCCAGAUGCAGAGAAGAAAUUUAUUGAAAUCAAUCAAGCUUAUGAGCUGCUGAUGGACCCUGAGAGGAGGAGAUUAUACGACACGACGGGCCAGACGGAGGAGCAGCCGAACUUCCGCAAACAGCAUGAUUACUCUUCGUAUAGACGAUUCGAUCCGUUUGACGAUAUAUUCAGUAGUUUCGGCAGUGGUUUCCGAUUCAAUUUCAAACACGGAGAUGGAAUCAAUAUAUUUAAAAAACAGUCUAUUACAUUCAAGUCUUACCAAAACUCGAUAAUCCUCCUCAGCAAGAAACAGCCGUACCUGAUACUCUUUUAUUCUGACUGGUGCUUAGCCUGCGCACACAUAGAACCAAUUUGGCGGAGAUUAUAUGAAGAAUUGGAGCCCAUUAAUUUCGGCAUGGCUACAGUUCAUGCAGGCCAUGAGACAGAACUGGCCAGAAAAAUAGGUGUUAAAACAGUGCCAUACCUCAUUAUGCUUCUUGAUGGUCAUCCCUACCAUUAUACAGAACCAUCACUUAGUAUGGUAUCGUCCUUAGAUUUUAUACGAAGCAAAUUCCCCCAUAAGUUAGUGCAGCGCAUAACAGAAGAGAAUCUCGAAACGUUCCUGAAUGGAUGGAUGGAUAAUAAGGUCCGAGUGUUGAUAUUUGGCCGUUUAGACAUCAUCAGACUGCGGUACCUAACAGUCGGAUGGGAGUUUAGAGAGCGCGCAGUAAUCGGGUAUGUUCAGAUGGACCGUGCAGACACAGACAGCAUUCGCACGCGUUUCAGCGUAUCCAACAAAGUGGACACGCUUUUGGUAUUCCACGAGGAUAUGCAUGCUCCUGUUGCUUCUGCUGCCAUGACUGACCUGCCAUAUCCUACGAUGAAGGACAUUAUUGAAGGGAACAAAUUCCUGGUCCUGCCUCGUCUCUCUUCCCAGUCUGUCUUUGACGCACUCUGCCCUGUGGAAAAUGUGCGUUCUCGCCGUCGUUUGUGUGUGGUUCUAGUGACCCAGGAUGACCCAGCUCACGACCCCAGUAGAGCAGCGCUGCGUGAAUAUGCCUCAGGUGACCAGGCCAGAGAGAGGGACCGUGUUCGUUACACUUACAUCUUUAGAGAAAAGCAAGUGGAAUUCAUGAAUGCUCUUACAGCAGGCUCAGGUUCGCCCGUUGAAACGAAUCACCACAUUGUCAUUCUGUGGAGGAAGGACCAGAAUCACCUGAAGUACGAGUGGCUGGAAGGGGGCUGGGAAGUGGAGCCCGAGAAGCAUAACACAUCAAGGGAAGUAUUGAAGGAAACGGUGCAAAGAUUACUUCAUUCCAACCAGCCCAUGACCUAUGAAACUGUUGUGCAGGAAUUGUUUGAUGAACAUGCACAGGGCAUUGUUUGGCGAAUCAUAAAUAAACUAGUUUCAGUCCAAGAUUAUUUGAGAGAUAACAUAACGCAAGAUGAUAUUGUACCAGCUGUGUCUAUCUUCUUUACUGUACUAUUUAUAGUGGCAGGAGGAUAUGUAAUGUCAUACUUGGUGAAACUUGAGGAGGAGAGAAUUUCUGGCUCACAGACUACCUUUGUGGAUCAGAAUGGUAAAAUCACGCCUAUACCUCAGCUGCGUAUCCACGAACUGCGCGGGGAAACUUACAAUGGUCUUAUUCGCUUGUUGAAGCCAGGCUGUAGAACCAUUGUGGUCCUGUGUGACCCAAAGACUAAGCCCAAACUGAUGCCAAAAUUCCACAAAGCCUGUUGGCCGUACAGGAAGAACAAAACCCUCAUGUUUGCCUUCCUGAACAUUGAGAGAGCAUCUGCCAUGGAGUGGUAUAAACGCAUAUUGGUCUUAGGGCUUCCAGAACCCCGAGAUUUAAACAUUAAUCCCAAAAACACCAUUGGAACUGUGAUUGCUCUCAAUGGCCACAGGAAAUAUUACUGUCUGUACCAUGCUAAGCAUCCAGAGAGCAUAUUUGGGACUGCUCCAAGUCCUGGAGCACCGGAAACUGAAAACUUACGACGGAGACAUGGACAUUCGAGCAUCAGUGGCGACUUCAUGGGCUUCAGCGACAAUGAUUCCGAGUCGGACUCUGAUGUGGAGGCAGGAGAUGCUAGGAAGGAUUCUGUUGCAUCAGAUAAACCUUUACUCAAUUACUACAGUAAUAUACUCUUUGAGGACCAACUUCUUGAAGAUCUCAGUAACUGGUUGGAUCGCCUCUUUGAAGGAACAACUCAUCGUUACCACAUCAAUUACUGGCCAGAUUGGCCUGGCAAAUAAAUAUGCAUAUUGUGUAUGACUGACUCUAGGGUUGUAAAUCACUAUUCAUAUAUUGUGCUAUAGUCCAGCUAUAUCCCAGAAUAUAAACAUUAUUAUAGAAUUAAGAGGAGAGAUGUUACCAAAAUAUUAUAACGUGAAAGGUUACUACUUUAAGUUUCCAUUCUAUCAGUGAAAGAAAUGUUAUGAGAAUGAAGAUAGGUAUUAAUUUCCUUUCAUGACUGUGGAAGUAAUCUUCUGUUAAAAGAUCUGGAUAACUCUUUAUGAUCUUUAGUAUUAGGAUCUGUGAAUUACAUUUUUUUUUCUUUUUCUUGUUUAAAAAAAAUGUUGCAUGUUCCAGUAUGUGUCAAGUAAAUACAUAUUGGCAUUAUACCCAAUAAUUCCCUGAUAUAAUGUAGCUGCAUAUCUUGUUCUAAUGGAAGAUUUAGUGUUAAGAAAUGAGGUCAAGGCACCAGACAUUUUCAUGAGGAAUAUGAUGUUAUUCCUUCUUACUCACACUGCCUAAAUCUGCCUGAAACAGCAUCUCAUGAACACAAUGAUAAUCAGAACUGAGAUUCUCAAAAGGUCGUAAUGCCCAUACAUUUAUUUUUUCGUAUUUAGUACCAUAAAUAAGGAUGGGGACAUUUUCAAAGCAUUACUGAUUAAAUGUAGUUAAACUUUAAUAAAAUUACUUACAUUGGAUAAUACUACAUCGUCAAUGUACAGGAAGAAAGGCUAACUUGUGGUGUAUAAUGAUGUAUGUUUUACAUGAUUAGAAAGUAUUACAAGGUAAAUGUGUUUAGAACUACUUGUAUGCACAUCAGGGUAAUGAUAAAUUUUGUUUACUUAAGGUCACAUAAAGGGGCUUUCAGAGGUCCAUGCAUUGAUGUACAAUGUACAGUACAGUUUUCCUAAAGUUUUAAAAAUAUAAUUCACAUUUGCCAUAGAAGCAACUAAGUUUUAUGUGGUGUACUCUUCACAUAUGCAUUUUUAUAUUAUAGUACUCUACAUAGAAAUUUGACUGUUCUAUUUCUGGAGGUCACAGAGUUUGAGCUUUGUUUAAGUGUACAGUAUUACGAUAUUUUGAAAAAAACAGGCACUGCUUAUAUGCUCAUACCUGAAGUUUGUUGUACUAGUCAUAUGUUUUGUUCAGAACC
Molecule: messenger RNA, 3653 nt
Organism: Penaeus indicus
Lineage: Eukaryota; Metazoa; Arthropoda; Malacostraca; Decapoda; Penaeidae
Gene: l(3)80Fg
Product: dnaJ homolog subfamily C member 16-like
Exons: 17
Coding region: 109-2520 (803 amino acids)
Source: RefSeq, a predicted model, not a curated record